Messenger RNA from Neoarthrinium moseri, 1857 nucleotides. RefSeq lists its product as uncharacterized. The transcript has 7 exons. The record is from RefSeq and is a predicted model, not a curated record. Lineage: Eukaryota; Fungi; Ascomycota; Sordariomycetes; Amphisphaeriales; Apiosporaceae. Bases 1 to 1857 code for a protein of 618 amino acids. Gene Ontology annotation, molecular function: magnesium ion binding; magnesium ion transmembrane transporter activity; cobalt ion binding. Gene Ontology annotation, biological process: metal ion transport; transmembrane transport. Gene Ontology annotation, cellular component: membrane.
AUGGCCGCCGACGAUCGACCAGCCGUUCAGCUGGCCCAACCACUGUUUGAAGAUUUCGAUGAUCGUGUUGUUUUUGACGCGACGAGACAAUGGGCAGCCGCCGAGAGUUGUCAGAAUUUUGUGCUGGAGUUUGGUCCCAAAAGAGCGCGAAUCGCAAGGGAUCUGGAUACUGCGCGCUUUCAGGACUUACUUGAUCACCAUGACUAUGAGAGGGAUACGGAACACCCUAUCCGAUGGAUCAACAUAUGGGAUACAAGUAAGCAAAGAGACAUCGUGGAACUGCUUGGUCAGCGGUAUCGUUUGUCGCCGAGAUUGAUCUCCCUGAUGAAGUAUGCUACCGAUAUGAAGGACAAAGCCGCGCAGCUUGGUAAGGAGAAGAAAACCGCAAAUGCUAGCCCCAAGGUCGUGUCAAUCAAGCAAAGUGAUGCCGAAAAGGCAUUCAUGCAAACUGACCAGUCGUCGGGUUCAACACAACCGGGGAAAGGACCGCCGGUUCAAAAGGCCGUUCCAUUGGAUGGGGAGGAGAUUGAGCUCUAUCUAUUGCUGAAGGACACGGUGAAUUACUCUUCGUUGGAUCAUACCGAGAAAGCUCUUUGUAUUGGCGCUCACUGGUUACAUAAACGGCCAGCGAAGCCUGAAGAGCAGCCUGAGGCAAACAAGAAACACCUGCCAUUAAAGCCCGGGCAGCAAAAUGAAGCAACGAAGAAGUUCAUGCCCCCGCAACACUGGCUCUGGCUGACUCUCUGUGAUGACCACACUGUCAUUACAUUUCACGAAAACCCUACCAUUGAACCGUUGCCGUCAAAAGGAUGGAAUAUUGACGAGUGGAGAUCGGCGCAAAUAAAGAGCAUGCGAGAAAACUCGCUCAAUGUGCUGAUACAGCAAUCUAAGCAUGGAAUAGACCUGUUCAAGCACAGGCCCCUGUCCCAAAGCUCCAUUCGUGAAGUUUUGAAGCAGGCGCAGGACCGCAAAGACUCUGGCCGACCUGUUGAGUUGAGCAGAGUACACUCUGAUAUGCCGCUGCUUGAGAGCGACCCAGGCACCACUAUCGAGGCGGAAGGGACCAGCCGGCUCUUCUUCUACCUUUUUGAGGAUUACGCAGCGGCUGAACCACUUAGGGAUGCCAAGAUGAUCAUGGAGGAGAUGACCCCAAAAGUACUUCAUAGCGCUGACCGCCAAAGUCGAGUCAAAAGCCGAGACAUCAUACCCCGACUGCAUAUAUUAAGCAAGGACCUUCGAACAUUAAGGCACUUGUUUGAGAAUUACAAGACAGUCAUCACGAAAGUCAUGAUGGCGGCAAAACAUAAACGACCAGAUGCGCCGCCCUACGACGCGCGUGCCUCCUUGAUACUGCGUUCUGGUACCGACUUGUCCGAAACACCUCGCGGCAGCAGUUCAGUAUACCUGACAGAUUCUGUCAUGCAACGCUUCGAUCGCCUUCGCGACCAACUGCAGGGCGUGAUGCUCAACACCAUUGAAGGCCACCUAGAGGAGAUAUCGGCACUUACGCAAACAUAUUUCAAUCUUACACAGCAGAAGGACUCGGCAGCGACGGCUAGACUGACGAGGAGCGCAACGCUGCUCGCCAAGCUCAGCGUCUUCUUUCUACCCAUUAGCUUUGUGACGAGCUACUUCUCCGUCCAAAUUGAGGACCUGUACAUUUACUGGCACAAGGAGACGUACUGGUAUACCUUUGCAGUCGUCAUCACCAUCUCCUUCCUGUGUCUCUCCUUCUUCGGCAGGCUGCUCAUGUUCUUCAGCGACGUGAUGGACGACUGGUCCGCCGUCAUAUCCAUGUGGUUCCGCAGGGCCUUGAAGCCUUUAGGUUGUUCAACCGACGACGAUGAGGAUGAGUGA